GAGCGCGCUCCGUGUGACAUCUCAGAGCAGUCCACGUCAACAGAGUGAGCGCAGCGGCAGCAGAGAUGGAUUCCACGUACCUGGAACCUUCCCUCUAUACAGUAAAAGCUGUUUUUAUUCUUGAUAACGAUGGCAACAGACGUCUGUCUAAGUACUAUGACCCUGAGCUUUACCCGACAAUGAAGGAGCAGAAGAACUUUGAGAGCAACAUAUUCAGCAAAACACACAAAGCAGACAAUGAGAUAGCUUUCCUAGAGGGGAUGACUAUCGUGUACAAGAACAGCAUAGAUCUUUUUUUCUACGUGGUGGGAAGUGCUCAGGAAAAUGAGUUGAUGCUGAUGUCCGUUCUGAACUGUCUGUUUGACUCCCUCAAUCACGUCCUGAGAAAGAAUGUGGAGCGGAGGUGUUUAUUGGACAACAUGGAAGGAGUUUUCCUUGUAGUGGAUGAAAUCAUUGAUGGGGGUGUUAUUUUGGAGAGUGACCCCCAACAGGUCUUACAAAAGGUCAAUUACAGGGCUGAUGACAACCCAUUAACUGAACAAAGUGUGGCCCAGCACCUAACGGAGAAGCUGGCACUGACCACCAAUAUUCUGCAGUCGGCUAAAGAGCAGAUAAAAUGGUCCAUACUUAAAUGACCUGAGAAGAAGCAAAAGAAAAGAAAAAAAUGGAUGAUUUGUCAAACGAUCUCUAGUAAAUAUUUUCUGUCUCUAAGCUAUUUUUCUAGAUCCAUGUGGGCAGGUCAUCAGCAGACUGUCAGCCUAAUCUAACUAAUAAGUAGCCAGUAAAUAUUUUUUCCUGGUCUGUCUGUGUGACGGUAUUUUGUUUCAUUUUGUGUGACGUGUAUUUAAGAUUGAUUUUGUUUUGUCGUGUUUUUCUUUACGAAUGAUGAUAGUAGUGUAGACAUGAAAAUGAAAAAAAAUGUAGCAAGCUAAAUGGCGCUGCUGGUUAUUAAAGGGAUAACCAGGAAAUUAACAAGUCAGCAUAGGGGUUGCAAAUGGAAAACAGAAAAAGAGAAACUGAUAUAUUCCGUUUAUUUUAUUUACCCACUGUCACACAAGCAUGUCCACUGCUAAUUAUUUUACAGAAUAAGAAACACAAUAAUAGCACAAAUAUUCAGAAUUACCAUUAAACGUUUGUUUAAAAAAAUUUGAAACUGAAACUUAACUUUCCUAAAGGAAGUUUGGAAAGUAAUACAAUUAUGCUUUAACAUUGCUCCAAUAGCCUUCUUAAACAGCAGUGAGUUUGUAUUUUUUUUAAAAACUGAGAAUUUGUGAAGAAAUCUUUAUUAUGAAACCUAAUGACACUAACCAAGUUUGCUGACAGGCUGUUUAGGAGACAACAGUUUGCAGCACAGAUGCACUGAACAAAACAUGCAAAACUAAAAUUUCUCUUUUUUUUGAUAAGAGUAUAAAUUGAUUUUUGAUGUCAAGAAGGUAAACCUGGAAAUGUAUGCCAAGUGUUACAGAGAAUGUGUUACUUUUACAGUGAGAACUUGAGAUGUUCAUAUAUAAUAAAUAUUUUCAUAGCUGAAAGUGUAAAAAUGGCAAAGACUUUUUCGGGAGGGGGAUGUUACUGAAACAAGCUAAUUUGAUCUGCUGUUGGUGACAAUAAUAAAUAAAAAAUCUUAUACUGGU
Molecule: messenger RNA, 1634 nt
Organism: Girardinichthys multiradiatus
Lineage: Eukaryota; Metazoa; Chordata; Actinopteri; Cyprinodontiformes; Goodeidae
Product: coatomer subunit zeta-1-like
Exons: 10
Coding region: 66-635 (189 amino acids)
Biological process (GO): intra-Golgi vesicle-mediated transport; retrograde vesicle-mediated transport, Golgi to endoplasmic reticulum; intracellular protein transport
Cellular component (GO): COPI vesicle coat
Source: RefSeq, a predicted model, not a curated record